AUGGAGAGGAAGCCGGGCGGCGAGGAUGACUGCGUGGACUCGGGAGCCGAGACAGGAGGAUCUGAGUACAGCCGCAUGUCCUCUACAAGCAGUGAACUUUCUGUUGAAGACAAUCAGGACCCUUUCCUUGUUAGUAUACAUAUCAUCGCAGACCCUGGUGAAUCCAAAGUUCUCCAGCAAGCCAUUGAUAAACUGUUAGCAUGGAUCCAUCCAGACCUCCAGUUGUUCCGAGUCUCAGAAAGACGGGUCUCAAGGAAGCACAGGAAGUCUGGUAAGACUGCUGUUUCUCAGCCAGCCCUUGCAGUCAUUCUGUUUCUGCAGGAGGAAUAUGGAGAAGAACCAAUCUUACAGCUCCAUGAAACCUUUCAGAGACCACCUUGGCAUUACCACCAUACAGAACGAGUGCAAGGCAAGUUCCUCCCUUACAUGCCAUGCAGUCAGGACUUCUUCACUUUGGCCCAUGGGACCCCUUUAUGGGCCAUCCGCCCAGUGCAUUAUGGGAGAGAAAUUAUCCGCUUUGCCAUAUACUGCAGGAAUGAAAACUUUAUUGACAUUAUGAAAUUGUACCAGUUAAUCCUGAAAAGACCGGUGUGUCAGAAAAAGGCGGACUUUUGUGUCUUUCCUGUCUAUUCUAACAUGGAUAUAGACAUUCAGUUCUCUUUAAAAAGACUCCCUAAGGGCCAGAUUCCAACCCCUACAGAGUCAGCGGUGCUGGAAUUCCGAGUAGAAGAUGUUGGACAGCUUGUUCCUCUCUUGCCCAAUCCUUGUAGCCCAAUCAGUGAAGGCAGGUGGCAAACAGAAGACCAUGAUGGGAAUAAGAUCCUCUUGCAGGUGGAAAUUUCCUUUCUUCGGUCAACAAGCAAAAAGUUAACUAGCAGCCCUGGAUUCUUCUCAUCAGAUCAGGCACGUAUUUGGUAUAGGAAGUCUGCUAAGCAGAACAAGCUUCAUUUCCCAUCUUCAAGGGAUUCCCGUUUCACUCCUUCACCAAGCUACAUUCCUCACAGUCACAGACUUGCCCCUAAUCAAACUAGUGAGCAUCUGAACUCAGCUGGUCAAAUCAAGCUGCAUCGGGCAAAUGGCCUUGGACAGUACCUUGGCAUCUCCCAGCAGGACUUGAGAAAUGGUGACCGAGGAGACUUCACCCGAAGAUCCAGUAGUGCCUCCAGCAUUUCAUGGUCAUUUCAGCGAAGCAAGUCUCUGUUCUGCUUGCCCACAACAAGCUCCACUCCGGCCUCUGACUCCUUUAACUUUAGUGAACUGUUUCAGAAUUUAAAUACUGGGUCACCUGUGAACAGGUUAAAAACAUGGAGAUGCAGCCCCAAGCUUAACAUUGAGGACUUGGAGGGUUCACAGGAGACUGAUGUUGACACAGGGAUGAAGCUGUCCUUCUCAGAUCUGUCUGUGGUCUCAGCCUACUCUACCUUUAAUGGAUUUUGCAGUGAUUUGGAAGCUACUCUUCCCUCACAAAGGCAAAGUGUCAGUAUAUCUAAACAGGCUGUCUCCAGGGGAAGGCCGUUGUCAGCCAUGUGCAGUACCCUUGAGCUCCCUAGUGGUUCACUUCCAUCUCUCUCCGAGUGGUCUUCCAGCUCUUUCUUGUCAUCUUCCGCAUCCCCCUUAGCAUCUCACUGCCAACUCAGACAGUCACCAAGAGCAACCCCUUGUUCUUUGAAUGAUAGGAAAACAACUGGCAGCAUUCAUCCAGGCUCUCCAACCAACGAGGAGGAAUUCUACAUCUGAGCUUUCUCCAUGCUGAACCUUUUAAUGUAAAUUUGUGCGUAUGUGAAUUACAGCAGUGCAUUUCCACCAUCUGAGCCAUCUGGGCUGGCAAGUUCCUUGCUCCUUCCUGAGGGGAGGGUGUUACAUCACUAAAUGUUGUAAAUGUUGUAAAAGGUUCCCACACACCACUGUAAUGGGUGCCUCAUAAAUGUGUAUUAUAAUAUCAGGUGAGAUUGUGUCCACUGGAUUCAUGUGGAGGGGAACCUUGAUGUGUAGCUGUGCAGGUAGGAGGUUUGUGCUCAGUGUCCUUCAGCUCUGGCGAAGGGGGUUUGGGAGACUGACCCUUAGCAUGUAGAGCAGGAAGUGCCCAGGGAUGCACAUGGUAACCCACCUUCCCCUGACAAGUAUCGUAAAGAUGCUGAAAAGAAAAUACAACCUCAAGCUGCAUUAACUUUUCUGAGAAGCUCUCUCCACGCUGGCGAACCCUUCCCCACCUCCUUUAUGAGAUGCCAGAGGCAGCUAUGAAAAGGGCAGACCCUAGCAACAUGACUCCAGUAGAGCCAGACAAAGAGGCUGAGGGCCCCAGAACCAUUGUAGAGGCACAAGCCUCCAGCUGAUCUUUGAGAAUCUGCAGAAUCGGGGAGAGAACAUCCUGUUUGCUCCAUGGGGAAGAAGGAACCCGCACCACAUCCCCAAUUUGAUGGACCGGUUUUGGGAAAAUGCCAUGAGGGGAACCUUGAGGAGCUUUUCUCC
This is a messenger RNA of Terrapene triunguis (Three-toed box turtle), 2469 nucleotides long. Its product is annotated as protein FAM124A. The transcript has 5 exons. Lineage: Eukaryota; Metazoa; Chordata; Testudines; Emydidae. The record is from RefSeq and is a predicted model, not a curated record. Bases 1 to 1737 code for a protein of 578 amino acids.